AUGGCCGACUAUAGAACCACCCGGGUCUAUCGAGAGCGCCGCGACAGUGAGUCUGACGACGAGCGAUUCAAGGCCACCACCGUAACCCGUUACAAAGUCAAGGAGCCGCGCGUCGAGCGAUACGACCGCACCGAGAAGUUUAUCGAGAUGGACGACGAGCGGCGCUCGCGCUACUCGGGCCCUGCCAACGACUAUGUCGACUAUGAGCGCCGGGACCGCGCCUACGUCCCGGACCGGCCUCGCUCGGCCCUCGACGUCGAGCAGGACCGCUCCCGCACCGUCUUCUACGAGCGCGAUGUCGAGCGCCGCGACGACCGCGACUGGGAGCGGCGCCCUCGCCACCACGAGGACGACCUCCGCGUCGAGAAGAGGGUCGAGGAGCGCUUCGACGACGCCCACGGCCACGAGGUCGAGCGCUACCGCAAGGAGACGGAGUACUACCACGAGCCCGAGCGCGGCUCUGCCCCCGUCGUCGUGCGCCAGCGCGCCCCGGACCAGAAGAUCAUCGUCCAGGAGGCGCCGCCCCAGCAGAUUGUCAUCCCCCGCCAGGAGCCCAACAUCAUCGUCCUGAGGGAGCGUGAGGGCGACCGGGACGUGGCCCGCGUCCCCUACGACGAGGAGUACUACUACCGCCAUGAGCGGCGCGAGAUCGGCGCCCACAAGGGCGACCGCCGCAUCGCCCGCCGCCGCGGCGACGACUACCACAGCGACGACGACGACUACUACUACUCUCGUCGCACCGUCCGCCGCGACCGCAGCCAGAGCUCGGAUCACCACAAGCGCCACAUCGCCGAGGGCGCCCUUGCCGGCGCCGGCAUCACCGCGCUGCUCUCGAGCCGCCCCAACGAGUACGGGGAGAUUCCCGAGCACCGCGGCAAAAAGGUCCUCGCCGGCGCCGCCCUGGGCGCCAUCGGCACCGAGGCCAUCCGGCGCGCACACAGCGCCUACGAGGACCGCUGGGGCGACGGCGAGGAGUCCCCCGACCGCCACUCCGCCCUCAAGAAGGGCCUGGGCAUCGCCGCCGUCGCUCUCGCCGCUGCCGGCGCCGUCAAGUAUCACCAGGCCAGCAAGGCCGAGAAGGAGGAGAGGCGCCGUGGCCGGAGCCGGGGCCGAGAGUACUACUCCUCCGACGAAGACUACUCGCGCUCGCGCUCGCGAUCGCGCCGACCCAGCCGCAAGCGCAGCCUCUCGACCUUGGCCAAGGCGGCCAUCGGCACGGCCGCGACCGCCGGCCUCGUCAAGCACUUCCGCGACAAGUCCAAGUCGCGGUCCAAGUCACGGACCAGGAGCCGGUCUCGCAGCAAGUCGGUGCUUCGACGCGGCGCCGAGAUUGCUGCCGGCGCCGCCGCCGCUGGCAUAGCCGGCAAGGUGUGGAAGGACCACCACGACAAGAAGAAGGAGAGAGAGGCGGGAUACAGCGACGAUGAUCGCGACUAUGAUAGGCGUAGCUCCGUCAGCAGGAGCAGGAGUAGGAGCAGGUCGAGAGCCCGAUCCCCUUAUUCCGAGGCCGCGGCUGAUCCUGGGCUAGGCUUGAUUGAGUACGGGCAUGACCCCCUACCACCACCCGAUCCGCGCUCUCCCACCGGCCAAGGCUACGAGUCCGAGGCCGAGGAGAGGCGGCGAAACCGACAGAGAAGACGGAGAGACCCAUCAUCAUCCUCGGAGUCCGAUGACGACGGAAGGAAGCGGAGCAGGAGCAGGUUGCGAGACUUGGCUGCCGCGGGCGCUGCGGCAGCGGGAAUUAAGGAGUAUAAAGACCGCAAGGACAGAGAGAGGAGGGAGGAGGAGAGGCGGGAGGAGCGACGAGACGAACGGAGGGAAGAGAAGAGAGAGGAGCGGAGGGACGAGAGAAGGGAGAAGCGGCGGUCGGAGGAGGAGAGGCGCUCAGGGGAGCGCGAUGAGCAAGGACGACGCUAUGGCGAGGUUCCUCCCCCCAACAACGGUGGCUUCUUUGACCAAGGCAGACCACACUCGCCCCCUACUGCCUCUGGCGGUGCCUACUACCCCCCUUACCCCAUGACGCCGGGCUCGACCACGCCCGCAAACGGACCUCCUCCUCCAGCCGGUGGACCCCCACCAGCCAGUAUGCCCCCUCCCGUCGGCGCUCCGCCGCGGGAGCACACCUACACGCCGUAUACUGACCCUAGCGUGCCGCCGCCCCGUGAGUACCAACCCUACGUACCACAAGAUUAUCACGGGUAUGCGCCUCCGCCGCCCCCUGCUGGUCCUCCGCCGCCGCCGGGACCGCCGCCGGUCAACAACUCGGGAGUGCCCGGCUAUGCACCUCCGCCGGCUGGUCCACCGCCUUCGGGCCUGGUCCCUCCGCCGGGGCCUCCACCUCCCGGGCCAGCGGUGGACGGCAGCUUCCCGCAUGAUCAAAUGAUGAUGACAAUGGUGGGCAACCUGAGGCAACUGCCGCCGCCGAGGAUCGAGAUUCCGCCUCCGGGGUUUCCCGUUCGCACUAGGAGAAAGUCUGUGUCGUUUGGACCGCUUUCUCCGACGAGCGAGAAGACGAUGAUACGGCACAAGAAGGAGCACGACGCCAAGCAGUCCGAGUCGGAAGCUUCCGGGUCCGAGGACGAGUGGAGCGACAGGUAUCGCGAGAACCAGUUCAAGCGGUCGAGCGGCCAUCGUCGGCAGUCAUCCGACACGACGCAUGAUCGCUCGCCGAAUCGCGAUGGAGAGGGCAGGCGGCGCAGGCACAGGCACUAUGAUUCGGAUGACGACGUGGAGGUUCUGCCGGACAGGUUUGAUUCGCACGGGAGGCCGUUGGAUGGGGGCAGCCGGCAGGGGAGGAGCAGCCGCUUCGUGACGAGGAGCGGGGAGUUUCAUCGUCCGGCGCAGCGGCCGGGGGACAUGGAGGUCCAUGGCGGGUGGCAGCUCGGGGGGACGGACCCGGAGCAGAUUGAGAGGCUGGUGAGGACGGUGACGGGGGUGCUGGAGGGGCGGAAGAGCUGGGUGAGCGUGAUUGGGGAGGUGCUCGGUGGUGACAUGCUGCCGGGGUUGGCGGGCCCGUUGGCCGGGCCGUUGGCGGGGGUGAUGCAGGCUGUUGAUGGUGGGAGGAAGAGGGAUGAGGAUGAUGAUGGGGGAAGGGAGAGGAGGCGGAGGAGGAGGUGA
Molecule: messenger RNA, 3117 nt
Organism: Trichoderma citrinoviride
Lineage: Eukaryota; Fungi; Ascomycota; Sordariomycetes; Hypocreales; Hypocreaceae
Exons: 4
Coding region: 1-3117 (1038 amino acids)
Source: RefSeq, a predicted model, not a curated record